CACGGUUUACUAGAUUCAUGUAUCAAAUGUCAAGAUGACAAGUAAAUCAGCUGGUUUAAUAAAACAAAAAAUAUGACAGCAAAAUCUUUUCGAUAGACCAAAUUUUUGUAGAUAAAUGUGUAAAUAAUAAUAAAACAUUAAGUAAUUAGGUUGAAACUCCAAAUUCUUAGUUUUGACAAUGGCAGAUGAGGCAGAUGAAAGAGCAAGCGGUGAUGUAGUCUCACAGGAAAAAGCAGAAGUUACCGCACCGGAUCCCGAGCCGCCCAAGGUUCCAGACGUUGAGCUCAUAGUAGACGGGUUUGGUUUUAUGCCUAAAUCAGCUCCAAGAAAAAGUAGAACAUCUAAAGAUUCAGAUAAAUCUUUAAAAAAUGUUAAAGAGCAUGAAGUUCCUGGUACAGAGUAUAGUAGUCCUUGUGUCUCAAGCACUAACAUCGACAUUGUUAGAAGGUAUACGUGGAAAACAAAAAAUAGAAUGAAUGUACAGGUUAUAACGUACGGCGCCACUAUAACAGCAAUAAAAGUUCCUGAUAAAAAAGGCGUGCCCGAUGAUAUUCUUGCUGGUUUCGAUACGUUGGAGGAGUAUUUUCAGCCGAGAAACCCUUAUUUCGGAUCGACCAUAGGACGCUAUGCUAACUACAUCAGAGAUGCAACUAUGGUAGUGAAACCAUCGGGUAGAAUGUACAUGUUAUCUUCAAACAAGGGUGGCCAUCAUUAUCACGGCGGACAUGUUGGAUUUGAUAAGGUUAACUGGCGUUCCUAUAUCACCGGGAACAAGGUGAUAAUGAGUCACGUGUCAGAGAGAUUCCACGAGGGUUACCCUGGCACGGUGAUGGUUCAGGUCGCCUUUGAAGUCACCUGCGAAAACACCUUGAAGAUCGAAAUGCGAUGCACCACAAGUGAACCUACCAUUGUCAACAUGAGCAAUAUGCCGUACUUCAACCUCGCUGGACAUCACUCUGGGACUGAAACGAUGUUUGAUCACAUAAUUACAAUUAACGCCGACAAAUAUACUGUAGUGGAUGACGACGGUCUUGUCACAGGAGAGAAAAAGGUUGUGGGUGGUACUCCGUACGACUUCAGAGUACCCCGUGUUCUCCGGAGUAUGAUGCCCAGGAUACCGAUGGGAGGAUACGAUGUCAGCUACUGCAUCACCCAAGGCACGGAGCAGGAUAUAGCGUUUCAGGCUAGAGUACUCCAUCCCUUGACUGGUCGCGUGCUGGAGGUGUACAGCAACCAGCCUGGUAUGCAGUUCUACACUGGAAACCUGCUUCCAGAUCCUGAUAGGAUCGUCGAGAUGGAAGGAGAGGAAGGCGAAGAAGGUGAAGAUGCACAAGGAGAGAAGGAGAGCGAAAGCGAGAGCGAAGAGUCGGAGAGUGAGAAGUCGAGUGCGCGAGAAGAGGAAGAACAAGACGAUGCCAGUGAGGGUAAAAGAAGCUAUGGUUACGUGCCUCUGUUCGGCAAGGGCGGGGCUCUGUACAAGAAGCACGGACUCUUCUGUCUCAUGCCUCAGAACUAUCCCGAUGCCAUCAAUCAUAAAAACUUUCCGAAUUCAGUGCUGAAUCCUGGCGAGACAUACGUGCACAAGAUACAAUACAAGUUCGGUCACCUUCUCGGCAGAUAUGUCUAAUGUCCUGCGAGAAAUGUCUGAAACUGUGUCUGGUCCCAAUAAACAAGUGUGGUUCACACAGAUACAAUAUAUUG
Chilo suppressalis (striped riceborer) is the source of this 1701-nucleotide messenger RNA. NCBI's taxonomy places the organism in Eukaryota, Metazoa, Arthropoda, Insecta, Lepidoptera, Crambidae. The record is from the annotation of a GenBank genome assembly.